AAACGCCGCAUGCUUCCCGACCACCACCUCCCCCUUCCUCCAAAAUCCAAUCGCCCGCUGGCUGCUGCCCCCAUCCUCGCGCAACCGCACUCGCCGUCCCUCUAAUGGCGUCGCCGGGCGCCUCCUCCUUCGCCGCCGCGCUCGUCGCCGAGGACUUCCCGCUGGUGGAGAGGGAGGAGGAGAUGGGGAUGGCCCCGGACAAGUACCGCGAGGUGUUCGAACUCGCGCAGCGUGGCGCCCAUGCUUUCCGCAACGGCCGCUUCGAUGAGGCAAUUUCCUUUUACUCUAAAGCACAAACUUUGAGAUCGGGAGAUCCCACUAUCCUCAGCAACCGAAGUUCUGCUUUCUGUAUGAUAAGUCAAGUGUUGAGGGAGAGAUCAGCAGCUGACUCGGAGUACCAACCAUUGAAUGGUCUUGAUCCUACAACGCAUGCAGAGUUAGCGCUGAAAGAUGCAGAGAAGGUAUUAGCCAUCAACAGUAAUUCUCCAAGACCAUAUCUUCUCAAGGCAUAUGCACUUAUCCUGUUGGAGCAGUAUCACGAGGCACGGGAGGCCAUUCUUGCUGGGCUUGAAGUUGAUCCCCUCAGCCAUGUCCUGCAAAGCUGUCUCAGUGAUCUGCAGAGAAAUACAAAUAUUGCAGCUGGAGCAAGACACACAAGGUUGGUUAGGACAGAUGAUUUUGAGUGCAUGUUAUGUUUCAAGCUAUUGUUUGAACCAGUCACCACUCCAUGUGGGCACUCAUUCUGUCGCUCUUGUUUACAUCAAUCAAUGGAUCAUGGCAAUAAAUGUCCCAUGUGUCGAACAGUUCUUUUUAUUGGUCCAAAAACAUAUCCUAUAAGUGUAACGUUGAGCAACAUAAUUCAGAAAAAUUUUCCGGAAGAAUAUGCUGAGAGGAAAUCAGAAUAUGAGACUAUGACAUAUGCAGGCGUCGAUUUGAUGCCUCUCUUUGUUAUGGAUGUUGUACUGCCCUGUCAAAAAAUGGCACUGAACAUAUUUGAACCUCGCUACAGGCUGAUGGUAAGGAGGAUAAUGGAAGGGAAUCGUCGCAUGGGAAUGGUUGCUAUUGAUUCUGCAACAGGUACUGUAGCUGACUGUGGAUGUGAGGUGGAAAUUAUGGAGUGUGAGCCACUUCCAGAUGGUCGUUUUUAUCUAGAGGUGGAAGGUUCACGGCGGUUUCGUAUCUUGCGAUCAUGGGACCAAGAUGGGUAUCGGGUUGCUGAAAUUGAGUGGCUCCAAGAUAUUUCUUUACCAGAAGGAUCACAAGAGAGAAAAGACCUGAUGGAAAGGGCCAAUGCAGCUUCAGAAUUGGCCAAGACAUAUGUAAGGCGUGCUAGAGAACUCGCAAGGCCUGCGAGGCGAACAAGACAGUUAGAUCUUGAGAGCAUGCCUGGACCACAGGAUCCCGAAAAUUUUAGUUUUUGGCUUGUGAACUUAAUAAAUUUGAGGCCAUCAGACAGGUUAGAUCUAUUGCGCCUUCGUGAUACUCGAGAGAGAAUUUCUCGUACUCUCAGAUUGUUGGGUGAUGCAGAACAAAUUUGUCGUGUACAGUAAAAGAUAUAUUUGCUGCACAUACGUAACUAUAUGUCACAAGUGAUCUAUUCAUCACAUACAUGCUCUUAUGUACGUUGAAUAAUACUGUAGAGUUAUCAUCGUCAUUUAUGAUUUAUUGAAAACAAUGAUUUUGUACAAACUCAUUUGGUAAUUUAAAUGAAAAUCUAUUGUGUUACUCUCGCAA
Oryza brachyantha (malo sina) is the source of this 1734-nucleotide messenger RNA. Its product is annotated as LON peptidase N-terminal domain and RING finger protein 1. The record is from RefSeq and is a predicted model, not a curated record. The transcript is spliced from 18 exons. NCBI's taxonomy places the organism in Eukaryota, Viridiplantae, Streptophyta, Magnoliopsida, Poales, Poaceae. Gene Ontology annotation, molecular function: protein binding. The coding region runs from base 105 to 1550 and encodes 481 amino acids.